AUGUUGUCUGACCCUCAUCAAGACAGUGUCACCUCCCAUCACCCCAACUACCAUGAUGGAGCAGCAGAUAACCCGGAUGAAUGUGUCAUAGAUGUGUACUCGUGGGGCACUACACCUGAAAGUCAUAAGGCAGUUUGCCCAGGGCCCACAGGGUAUGGGCAAGGUGCACCUGCAUACACAUGUGGGUGUUACAAGUCGCCUGAACCUCCUUCAGACCUGGAGCAACAUCAAGAUGAGGGGGAGACCGAUCAGAGGAGUUUUGGACUUGAUAUUACAAAUGCACAGUGCACAGCACCAAUGCCUGCCACUGAAAUCCUGCUACGGAAACGUAGGAAGCUAGGAAGGGGAGUUGAAGGCAUGGGGGGUUCAGUACAGUCCCUUAAAGUCCUCAUGAAGGUUGCAGAAGCCAUUGAGAAACAGACAACAGUUCUUCAGCAGAUCUGCAAUGCAGUGAAAAGCAUAGAAUUCGAAGACUAG
Suillus subaureus is the source of this 477-nucleotide messenger RNA. RefSeq lists its product as uncharacterized. The coding region runs from base 1 to 477 and encodes 158 amino acids. The record is from RefSeq and is a predicted model, not a curated record. NCBI's taxonomy places the organism in Eukaryota, Fungi, Basidiomycota, Agaricomycetes, Boletales, Suillaceae. The transcript has 3 exons.